AUUUAAGAUCAAACUCAUACCAAAAACGUCAUGUUUAUCAUUUUUUGUUGUUGUUUUUUCCACACAGGUUUAUCAUCCUUAUCCUAUCAGCGAAUAAUAGAAGAAAAAGUACAAAUUCUCUAAUAAAGCGGUAAAAGCGUUUAAGAAGAUGAAGAAGAAAAAGGAAACGCCUCCAAAUCACCAUUAUUGUCCGAAUCUUCUUCGCGUCUCUCACCAACACCACUUCUCCUACCUUCUUCUUCACACCAAAUGAUUCUCUCGUAUAAUAUUCAUCAAACCCAGAUCAUGUUUUCAUCAUCAAUCAUCUCUUAAACUCCUCUAUAGAUCUCACCGCAUGACGUUCCGAAGUUUACUCCAGGAAAUGCGGUCUAGGCCACACCGUGUAGUUCACGCCGCCGCCUCAACCGCUAAUAGUUCAGACCCUUUCAGCUGGUCGGAGCUCCCGGAGGAGCUGCUUAGAGAAAUCCUGAUUAGGGUUGAGACUGUUGACGGCGGCGAUUGGCCGUCGCGGCGAAACGUGGUGGCUUGUGCCGGCGUUUGUCGUAGCUGGAGGAUUCUCACCAAGGAGAUUGUAGCUGUUCCUGAAUUCUCCUCUAAAUUGACUUUCCCUAUCUCCCUCAAGCAGGUUCUCUGUAAAUUUUGAUUUUUGAGUAUAAAGUGAUCGAAUUGAAACAUAAAGUUAGCUCCUUUACUUCAUCUCAUAACAUAUGACAAUUCAGUAGCGUUUGCGGUCGCGUUUUAAGUGUUCUUGUGCUCAGCUCAACAAAAGCUUUUAGUCUCUUUGAUCAUUGAUAUAUAGAUAAACAGUUUCUUGGUUUUGUAAGCUGAAGUAUUGGUACUUUUGAAUGUAUUAUAUGCAGUCUGGUCCAAGAGAUUCUCUAGUUCAAUGCUUUAUAAAACGUAAUCGAAAUACUCAAUCGUAUCAUCUCUAUCUCGGAUUAACUACCUCUUUGACGGAUAACGGGAAGUUUCUUCUUGCUGCUUCUAAGCUGAAGCGCGCAACUUGCACUGAUUACAUCAUCUCUUUGCGUUCAGACGAUAUCUCAAAGAGAAGCAACGCGUAUCUUGGGAGAAUGAGAUCGAACUUCCUUGGAACAAAAUUCACGGUCUUUGAUGGUAGUCAGACCGGAGCAGCGAAGAUGCAGAAGAGCCGCUCUUCUAAUUUCAUCAAAGUUUCACCUAGAGUUCCUCAGGGAAGUUACCCCAUCGCUCACAUUUCAUACGAGUUAAACGUCUUAGGCUCUCGGGGACCGAGAAGAAUGCGUUGCAUCAUGGAUACAAUACCUAUGAGCAUCGUGGAGUCGCGAGGAGUAGUAGCUUCAACAUCCAUAAGCUCUUUUUCCAGUCGGUCAUCACCAGUCUUUAGGUCUCACUCAAAACCAUUGCGCAGUAAUAGUGCAUCAUGUAGCGACUCAGGCAACAACCUGGGAGAUCCACCAUUGGUGCUGAGCAACAAAGCUCCACGGUGGCAUGAGCAGUUACGUUGCUGGUGCUUAAAUUUCCAUGGUCGAGUCACAGUGGCUUCGGUUAAGAACUUUCAGCUUGUGGCAGUUAGUGACUGUGAAGCAGGGCAGACAUCUGAGAGGAUCAUACUCCAGUUUGGGAAAGUUGGGAAGGACAUGUUUACCAUGGAUUAUGGAUAUCCGAUUUCUGCGUUUCAAGCGUUUGCUAUCUGCCUGAGCAGUUUUGAAACCAGAAUUGCCUGUGAAUAAUGAAGAGACUAACCUUAAAUCACCUCCGUGUGCUCGUUGUUGUGGUCUGUAGAUGGUGUAGUACUUGUCCAAAAUCUCAGGAACGUUAAUAGCUUUCUCUGGAUUCUUUCUGACAAUUCAAAUCUAUCUGUUGUAUUUAUUUGUCUUUCAUGCAAAGAAGCGUACCAGAAAUAGGCUACGAUUACGUUUUUUUCUGAAAUUUACAAACAAAAUUAAUUUACUUUGCUAC
This is a messenger RNA of Arabidopsis thaliana (thale cress), 1941 nucleotides long. RefSeq names its product tubby-like protein 9 (gene TLP9). Bases 846 to 1712 code for a protein of 288 amino acids. The transcript has 4 exons. NCBI's taxonomy places the organism in Eukaryota, Viridiplantae, Streptophyta, Magnoliopsida, Brassicales, Brassicaceae. The record is from RefSeq and is marked reviewed. Gene Ontology annotation, biological process: protein ubiquitination; regulation of DNA-templated transcription.